Messenger RNA from Haliotis rubra (blacklip abalone), 4738 nucleotides. RefSeq lists its product as uncharacterized. Bases 1701 to 4058 code for a protein of 785 amino acids. The record is from RefSeq and is a predicted model, not a curated record. The transcript has 19 exons. Lineage: Eukaryota; Metazoa; Mollusca; Gastropoda; Lepetellida; Haliotidae.
ACCGCUCGUUGCAUGCCUCUCGGGUAUAUGCUACCUUGACAUCCGAUAUACCUCCCCAGCGCAAAGUAGAGCAAAUUCUGUCGGUGUAUCUUUGUGUAGUCUACAGUCCGCGUUGUUGUUACAUUGCGUGGGGUAUAAUUCAUUACAUCGUGGUUCUCAAGAGACUGAGUUGUGUGUGGAGGAAGUGAUGUGGAACAUACCACCACGCUUAGAGGAUCCACGAAACUACACAGUCGAGUGUUAUGGAACAGGCUUUCAGAACGCACCCGUUCCUCUGCCAUGAGUUUACAUGAACCUACAAAUGUCAACGGAAGAGGAUCCAACGUCGUGUAAUGUGUGCAGAUCCAUAGAAAUUGCUAUUGUGGGAAACAUUUCAGAACCAAAUAUCUUUCCACUACACAUCGACAUUGAAAUAUUUGGAUUGGAGGAAAUAGAUGGGAAGAAACAAAAGUUUAAAAAGGUUCCGCAGAAGGAAGUGAAGAGAAAGAAGAAGAGGACACUGGACAACCUGUUAAGAAACGUAUCAGCUCUCCAGAACACUGAUGGUGGAGCAAUAUUGGUACAUUUUAUAGGACAUGACCCUUGCGACAGAUAUCUGGGACAUUUCGAUGAACUUGUAACAUCACGCCUCACUGAACUGAUUGGGGAUAAUUGUUUGUAUGUAGACGCAUACACACGUGACUGGAUCAGUGAUUGGAUACCACCUUCAGAUGAAGGCAAACAUUUUCUUCUUUUAACAGUGGGCAAAACAAAGGGUGUUUCAACUGUGGAUUUUAAUACAAAGGUAUCAACCGAUUGUGAAAAUACAAAUCUUUCUGCGUUAACCUUUUACGAAAUAUUGUCCAAAAACACCUCCAAAUGCCAUUCACCUCAAAGCACAAAUAUCAAUGACUUAUCGUCCCUUCAAGAAAGCAGAAGCAUUGAACUAAAGGCUCUUGUAGCAGACAAAGUUGAAGAAUUUGGAACUGACAUUUCAAAGCUUGUUGGGUACAUUUGGCAUGACCUUAAACUAGGUGUCAAUAUUACUUCAAUGUCCAAAGUUGUUGGAGGGGGGAAAGUAUUCAUUGGUAUUGAGGAAACCUAUGAGCAUGUCAAAUACCAUUCUCUGGAUAGUAAUGGCAUGUUAUACAAAGUCAAGGUUCCAAAACAUAUUGGAUUUGAGCUGAAGGUUAAGGAAACAGAUCUUCAGAAGGGUAUUUUUGAAAAAUAUCAGUCAGAUGUAUCUGUGAUGUACAAAGAUGGUACAUUCUGCAAUGAUGUGUCACAUUUAGACAUCAUUGAUGUCAAGUUUCAUGACGUUCCAGACACAACUCCGCCAAAACAUGUGUUAGAAGUUGUGGUGAACUUUUUUGAGGGUGUCGUCUUCUAUGACAAGAAGGGUCCUCGAGCUUACAAAGUAAAUGGCAACAGAAUUGAGCGGAUGGUUUGUGAGGAAUGGGUGGAAAGGCUAAGGAGCUUUUUCACGAGUUUUAAAUAGCAUGGUUUUCUAUAUUCACAUUCCAUUGGGCAAUGGACUUUUGAUGCAGUGAUCAUUCAGUUUUUUGUGUUACACCAACAGAUUGUUCGAAUGACUAGAGAUAAUGAAUACCUUGCUAUUUAGAGAUAUGUCAACAUUUACAUAAACAUUUUUCUGUUGUGUAUUGCACUGCUGGGAUUGUGUGUGUUUUACUUGGACAAACAUUUGGACUACCAAGUCAAAUAUGUCAUCAGAUACAUCGUCGUCGACGUCCUCAGAUGAGGAAUCCAUGUCAUCAGAUUCAUAUGUAUCGUCUGCUUAUCAGUCGGAUGAGGACAUGUACCCUGGCUGCAUGGCAAUACGUGUUGAGGCAAACGCCUUACAGCUUAAACAUCACACAGAAAGAGAUACCCAUCAGCAGUUUAGACUGACAGAAGAUGAAACGAUGAAAAUGACAAGCGAUGAACUGAAAGGGAUGCACAUUUAUCCACAAGGAUUUCGAGAGUUCAUCGCGUCGUCUCACAAACAUGUGGAGGAGGGCUUAGUCAAACUGUUGGGUGAUAGCAAUGCGGUUGUAUAUGGAAGCUCAUGUGUGUUAGAUCUGCUUAGAACAAGCCUGGUACCGCCACCAUCCUUACUCUUUGAUGUCUGUAUAUUCAGGCCGUCACAACCACUGCUGUUACUGUCCGUGUCCUCUGAAAACGACUUCAAAAACAUGUUAUAUAACUCUGCUCUAGCUCGUAAAGUGAAGACGUUCAUGCGAAGAGAGGUAAAACCUAACUUUAGCCUCGUGCACGGUGUGGUGGAGAAAGCUGAUUUCCAUUGUGAGGAUUCCUUGAGGUCACAAGUGACAUCCUUUACAACACAGGCGAUGCAAAUGUCUCUUCCCCAUUCACUCUUUAUGAACCUUGCUCUGUGUAAAAUGAUCAUGAAGAACUUUAUAAUUCAUGUUCAAAAUAAUACCAUUGAACGUUCAGAGGUAACGGAACUUGUACAACCAAAUCACCCACCAAUACAGGACGCUAAACCCUUGGGCAUCAGCGAAGUGAAUUUACAAAAGGGCAUGCAAUGCAAAGAGCAGCUGCAAAUGAAGCAGCCAUGGCCGAAACAGACAAAACCAUCGGGACACGAUGUGGAAGAAAAGCAGUUUAGCCGGCAAGAUAUAGGAGAACUCGUAGACAUAGUGUGCCACAUCGGAGUCUUGGAAAGGAAAACAGAGGGUUAUGGGAAAUCAUUGCCGCUUUCUGAAGAACAAGAAACAACGACUGAUCAACUUAUAUCACCGACGUACCUGAGGCCUCUGCAUCUCCAUGAGACCACGAGACAUAAACAUAUAUUUGGUUUGGCAGAGGAUGCGUCGGUUAGCUCGUGUGGCAACAGGAUUUUGAUGUUGUACGGCGAGGAUUACUCACCGCCCACAGACGGAGGCACGAGGCUGCAAAAACUCAGAACUGUUUUAUCACAGAUAGAUUGGAUUGUCCUCUGGAGACCUCUUAGACGCCUGAUGGUGAACACCAAGAAGGAAAUUACCUAUCUACAAACUAAGAUGGAAUACUUACAUCAAUUGUUACCAGACAACACCUCACUGAAGCAGAGCAGCAAGAAUAAAGUUCCAGGAACAAUUAUACCUGUGGAUGCUGCUGAAAACCAACAAAUCGCUGUGCAUCGUAUAAAUGAAGACAAGUGUCGUUUCACGACAAGAAGUCAAGUCCAUCAGCUGAGGCGGUUUCAACAGGGAGUACUGAGACAGACACACAUGCUGGAAAUACUACGAAAUGGAAUCGAAGAUGAUUCUGGCAGGCGCACCAGUCUGCACAAACAUGAGGCUGAACUUGAAAAAGAUUAUGGCUGUGUUCACAUCUUGGGAGAGGUCGGUUCACUGCGAGCUUACCAUGUUGUGUGUCCUCCAUUACACUUUGACACAGAUGUGGUAAAUGCAAGGUAUUGUGAUGUGACACGCGGCUGGGAGCUGGUGAACAUGUCGCCCAUCAACACUUGUGACCAUGUAGAUACCACCAGACUACAGAACUACUGUGGUACCAGAAGCUCAACAGUCAUCCCUCUCCACCCAUCCCCAGCCGACCCCGCCUCCAUCCUUCCCGGAGCUCGGUACUGGGAGAGUCACACAAGGGUGACACCAAGAAAGCAUAUUGGUGCCUGGCUCACUCUCCUGGAGGUUGGUGUUUGUGAAGAGUCCCAAAUGGACAGAGGUGUGUGGCUGUACUCGAGCUCACGACCCCGGUCAUGGAGUGUUCGUAUAGGGGGCUGCUCAAGUCAUCGUUCUUCAAUCUGCACCUUUGUGUAUGAUGGAGAGCAAAAUGUCCAUCAUUCCUCUGACACAAUGAGUAAUACACCAGGCAUCUCAGACUACAUAUCUUACGGCGUUGUGGUGGAUGUGGUGAAGGGCAGGCUUGCCUUCCUGGAUCUGAAAAGGGAGGCUAUUCUGUCUACGAUCAAUGUAGAGUUUGGAGAAGCACUCUGUCCAGCAUUUGGUGUUGGGCCCUGGACAAACGAGUACAAUGUCAGAAUGAAACUUAUCAGUGGGAAAAGCAUUGAACUCACGGACAGCAAGAAAUCUCUCAUACACAAAGUAUUAUCCUGAACAAAAAGAGGAAUCACAGUUUGAAAACUGAAAAGUGUUUCAGAGGAAUUAUAAUAAUACUUGGCCACUUGUAUACAACUGAACUACACGCCCAGGGAGUAUACAACUUGAUGGUCAUUAUUAACCCGGAUAACCCAAGAUGCCCGGGAGGCGCUGUAAGGUUAAUAGUCACGUCACUUAUCCCACCGAUUUUAUGUUUUGAAAGCAAACAAUGAAUGGACCUUACUUUCACUUCACCCCAUCCGGUUUGUAUUUUAGAAUUUCUGUGUAUUCCUUUUCGUGUCAACGUCACAAAAAAAAACAACGGAAAAAAGUACUUAUCCAACCAUCUCUGAAGUGGUUGGCCUCGUUCCAGAAGCGAUCGUACUACCACGACUGCCAUAGUUCGAUGUUAAAGUAUUGUAAAGAACAUCCUAGCAGCGUGGUCGCUUUGUGGAACAGCAAGGACCUGCUCCUUAUCUAGGGUGUGGCUGAGCGGGUGCCACCUCUGACUUUGUAUGCUGGCGGUUAGGUGAAUACCUCUGAGGGUGUGUGUUCGAAUCCCGGAAGAGACAUAUGUUACUUAAUUAAUUACUCCACAGCAGCUGUCAGUGGUUGGUUGGUAAUGUAUAAUGCUGCAUUCAGCAAUAUUCCAGCUAUAUGGUGGCGGUCUGUAUAUAAUCGAGUAUGGACCAGACAAU